AACGUCUCAUUUUACAGUUCACAGUAAUAAAAGGAACCUCUUGCAUAAACCAAAACACAAAAUAGCCUUCCCAACCCUGUCUCUAACCCCAGAUUAUUGGGAAAGGGUUCGAGAAAUUCCAACAACCAACACCCAACGCGUUGGGGAACUCAGCUGAAACAGGAAGCAUGUCUCCCUGCUUCGUCCUCCUGCUGGCGCUCCCUCUGGUGGCCUCUCAGUACAUGGGGUCUGGGCGCUGCCCCUCUCCCCAUGUGAAGGCCAACUUCAGCAUGGACCAGUUCCUAGGACGGUGGUACCCGAUAAUGAAGACACCGUCGAUGAGUUCAGAAGACUCAGGGCCAAGGUGCAGCUCAUGUAACUUGGUCCGACAGAUGGACCACUCUGUGCUCAUCAUCCCGACCCCCCAUCCCAAAAAGAUGAUGAGCGUGGAGUGUUUGCUCUACGAAGGAAGGGAGGAGGCGGCAAAGAUGGAGUCCCACAUGAAAACGGAGUCUGAAUUCUUGAAUGCAUUGAUGCCCGUCUGGGAGAUAUGGACGUUGGAGACAGACUACACCAAUAUGGCCGUGCUCUACACCUGCAAGGACAUCUUGGACAUGGUCUACAUUGAGAUGGCUUGGAUCGUCUCCCGCGAGCGCACCCUGCCCAGCCGGAUGGUGGGCGAGGCCCUGGAGCUGUUGGAGGGCCAGGGCAUCGACGUCAGCCUAAUGACCCAGGCGGACCAGACCGACUGUGACCCGCUGCCGGAGGAGACGACUCCGAGUUAA
Gadus chalcogrammus (walleye pollock) is the source of this 764-nucleotide messenger RNA. RefSeq names its product apolipoprotein D-like. Gene Ontology annotation, molecular function: lipid binding. NCBI's taxonomy places the organism in Eukaryota, Metazoa, Chordata, Actinopteri, Gadiformes, Gadidae. Gene Ontology annotation, biological process: tissue regeneration; lipid transport; brain development. The transcript is spliced from 5 exons. Bases 168 to 764 code for a protein of 198 amino acids. The record is from RefSeq and is a predicted model, not a curated record.